GGCACGGUUUUGUAGUAGAGACUCGGUCACUUCUCUCUCAGCUCUAAUGGACUAAAACACAGCUCUCAGGGUCUCUUCUGAACAUCCGUCUGAUGAAACCGGACUCUCGGACCGACAUGACUCCUCCUCGGUGGGAUUAAAGUGCUCAGAGGAACCGCAUGCGAUACGUGCCACAUGUCGUGCAUGGGUCUGAAACGAACGCUGGAGCCGGAGGACGAGGACGAGCCCGAGCCCAAGAUGGCGGCCCUGUGGGCGGAGUCGUCCACGCCGUACUCGUGGCAGAGGCAGACGGUCCUGCAGCUCUCGCUUCAGAAGCUGUGCCACGUCCUUUCUCUGGGCCGCCGCGUCCUCAUCACCAACACGCUCCGGCUCGUCCAGGAGGAGAUCAGCCACCAGGGGGCGCCGCGUCCUAGCCCUCCGGCAGAGGAGCGCCAGAAACCUCCGCAGCGCCAAGCGCCUGAGGUCAGUUUGACCCCGGCGUGGGUUCUGGAGCAGGAUGCCGAGCCGGAUUUCUCUCCGAAGGAUGGCUUCAUCUCCACGCUGGAGGAAAUCCACGGGACCGGCGCCUCUUCCUCGUUCUCUGUCUCAGAACUGGAGGCAAACAGUACUGAAAAAGAAACUCCAAUGCAGACCAUCUGCCUCGAGUCUCACUUGGACUUCGCCCAGCCCAGUUUAAACUACAUAAACCCCUCCCUCCCCUUAUCCUGCCCGGCUUUCCUUCCUGACCUCUCGCUGGACGACUUCCUCUUUUCAGACCUCGACAACUUCCUGUGCGAGUUGAACCCUUGCACCUUGAACUUGAGUCCCGGCCCGGGCUCGCAGUCGAAGGUUGUCUCUAUGGUGACUGAUGACCUGGUGAGGAGUUUGACCAACCAGCCAUUCAAAACGGACCUGAACGAUCUGGAGCACCUCAUGGAAGUGCUGGUCGGAUCGUGAGGAAAAUAAUAAGACUGGAAUUUCUUUUACAUGGAUAUUAAUAUUGUGAUUUCUUUUAAAAAGAAUUGUGUGAAAUAAGUCAGGGAGUCUGGGCUUAGCUUGUAUUAAAUGUCUAUAAAAACAAAACAAGGUAAAGUAAAUUGUGUUACUGCAGUGUUUUGAAUUAUGGGCUGUCGCCCCAGCUGGUUGCCAUGGAAAUGAUUGUAUAUUUAUUUGAGCGAUAUGCAUGUAUUUAUUAUACAGCAGUUAGUACAGGGAUGUAAUAUAUAUAUAUCAGAUUUUUUAGCUCUAUUUUGGUUUUUAAUAGAUUUUACACUUUUAUACAGAUGAAGGUACACUAUUUUGCUACUGAAAUCGUGAAAUAAAGGUGACGGUUUUGUAGA
Molecule: messenger RNA, 1319 nt
Organism: Hemibagrus wyckioides
Lineage: Eukaryota; Metazoa; Chordata; Actinopteri; Siluriformes; Bagridae
Gene: sertad2a
Product: SERTA domain containing 2a
Exons: 2
Coding region: 175-936 (253 amino acids)
Cellular component (GO): nucleus
Molecular function (GO): transcription regulator activity
Source: RefSeq, a predicted model, not a curated record